AUGACCAAAAGAAAGGCCAGAAAGGUUAAAGGCCCUAAAAAGCUAGCUAAGCAGAUUCAUGUAUCUUAUGAAGGAUACACCGUAUCUGCUUCAAGCUCUAUAGAAAUCAUAGACGUUGAUGAAUUGGACUGGAAUUUGAUGUUCUCUCGUUUUGUCAGUCAACGAAAACCUUGCUUGAUUGAUGGAGUGAUGCCAGGUCUGAAUCUCAACAUUUUUCAACCUCAUUUGCUUAACGAGCUUUUAGACUACGGCGAAGCGCUUGAAGUUGAGCAAAAGAUUAAUGGGGGGUUUGGAUCUAAUGUGCAGAGACUGCAAAUGCGAUUUGAAGAGUUAAUGGAAAAUUUGAGGACCGGUAAGGGAGAUUUGUAUUUGACCACACAAUAUGGGGGAGAGGACGAGAAUGAUGAGAGAAAAGAAGAGGAAGAAGAAGAAGAAGAGGGAAACAUUGAGAAUUCAGGGACAGAAGGAUUCGAUGAUAACUCUGAUACCGAAACAUGUUCCCUAGUCAGUUUGAGUACUAGUUUCCAUGACGAUUUCGAAGAUUUGGACGAUUUGGACGAUUUGGAAAAACCCAGACUAUUUAUACAGCCCCCUCUUUGUAAUCUUUCUUCCUCGAUCCUUCCAUCUUCUCCUAGUUUCCUUGAUAAACUUGCUAUUCAGCAAGUUAAUCUCUGGCUUGGAGCCGCCAGGCCUACUCCUUUGGCACUGGAUCCACUGAAAACUGAUCUAGGAGUUGGAAAUUGUGUUCCGAAUGGUACUUCUUCUGGUCUUCAUCAUGACCAUGCGGACAACUUGUACAUACCUAUACAUGGACGGAAACGCUUCACCUUGUUCUCCCCCCAAGAUGCUCCAAAUCUGUACACUCAAGGCGACAUUGCUACAAUAUAUGAGAAUGGAGUUGUGGACUACAUAACGAACAAGAAUGCUCCGAAUUGGCGACAUAUUCGUGACGAUGGGGCGAUAAUAGGUGAAGUAUGUCGUUGGAAACUGGAACAGCAAUCUGACUCUCUUUCUGAAACUCAACAAAAGCUGCUGCUUGAACAAAUCAAGGAAGAGGAUAAACUGUUAGCUUCAUUCUCCUCUGUUCCAAAAGUUGAACCGCCAUCCUUCAGCAGGAUACCUCCAGCUUUGCUGCACAUACAGGAAGUUGAAUCAGUAGAGGAUAGAGCACGUCUUCAUGAAUUAUCCCAGAAUGGCUAUCCGCUGCUUUCUAAGUGUCACAGCCUUAUAGUGGAUCUGGAACCGGGACAAAUGUUGUAUCUUCCCGCAGGGUGGUUUCACGAAGUGAAAUCAUAUGGGGAGGAAUCCCCGGAAUUUCCAUACGUUCAUGAAGCAAUAAAUUACUGGUUUGAACCGCCUAAUGGGUCCACGUCUGAUAGGCCCUAUGAGGAUUCUUACUGGAGUGAAAUCUCCCCCUAUCUACUCAAUUAG
Komagataella phaffii GS115 is the source of this 1431-nucleotide messenger RNA. Its product is annotated as Clavaminate synthase. The record is from RefSeq and is a predicted model, not a curated record. NCBI's taxonomy places the organism in Eukaryota, Fungi, Ascomycota, Pichiomycetes, Pichiales, Pichiaceae. The transcript has a single exon. The coding region runs from base 1 to 1431 and encodes 476 amino acids. Gene Ontology annotation, molecular function: 2-oxoglutarate-dependent dioxygenase activity.